AUGGUAGAUCGUGGUGGUGCAUCGGGUUCUCCCGUUACACACUCCAGACCACGAACCGAUCGUCCUCGAAAAAGGCACCGAAAUAGUAGCAGUGCCUCAAGUCGAGCCAGUUCUCCCGGUUCCCUUUUAGUCAGUGAAAGCAAACGCAAUGGCAGAAACGACGAUUCCCGUAAGCGUGACGAACAGAGGGCGGAAGAAGAUAGGAUUCUUCGUCAGCGGUGGGCGGAAUCUAAACUCCUUGAAGAAGAGGUCGCUCGACGUCUGGAGCGUUAUUUAGACUCUGAGCUAGCAAAACUACUCGUUUUACGCAGAGUACAGUUCAAUGCUGAAGUUGAACGUCGAGUAGAAGCUGAACGAGCCGAAGUCUUGCGUAGAAGAGCCGAGGAGGCUGAGCGCAAAGCUCGAGAGGAGGCGGAGGCUUUAAAGCGACGUGAGGUGAGUUUUUGUGUUUACAUAUUAUUGCACAUGAUCGUCAACGUCUCCAGGCAAGUGUGGACUAUGAGUUAAGCGCAUUGGAUAAUGACCGUUAUGUAAGACGCUAUUUGACAGUUUAUGUGUAAAAAUUGGGCACUGAUAGUAUAUAAUUUCAUAUUAAUGUUUAUUCCAUAUACUACACACUGAAACUGCAUUAUCUACUAGUUGGUGUUUCGAGAACAAUUUAUUACCCAUAACCAGACCCAUUGCAACUAUACAAUGGGAGAGAAGGAAGCUAUCCUAACAAAUUACUUGCCAGUCGAAAUUCUAUUGCUCUAGUCAACGAGCCAUAGCUCCUUGGCACUCAAGUAGUUGCGAUAUCUUUGUACUGAUUUCAAACCCCGUGUUUAACUGGACAUAAGUAAACCCAAUACAAGAGAUUGUCAGUGCAAAUAGCGAUAUCUGUAGAUAUGCAGUCUAUUGACCCAAAUAAUGGUGUUUCCAUCGAUUAGUCUUGGCACAAGGUGCACUCAGUCAAGUUCAACCUACAAAACCAAUUGCUAUCUUAAUGCCUCAGACAUUAAGUGUGGCUCAUGGUAUAAUACACGAAAAGAAUUGCACAGAGUAAGUAGGUUGCACUGUUAAAGCGAUAGGAUAUUUGAUUCACAGUGUAAAAGUGGGCUUAAUCCGUUGAUAUAGAUUUCAAUCUAUUUUCAGCUUUCGUGUGCCUGUUUGUUCACAUCUCGAAGAUUGUAACCAAGAAUCUCUCAGUACCACAUGCGUUCACAACCCUUUAAUAAGUUCAGAAUUUAACUGCACAGAAGGGUAAUAUGAUAUCAUAAAAUGGUGCGUUGGAACUCGCAACAAUUGACACUUACUUUUUAUGGACAAUAAAGUAAGUUCCAACCUGAAUACUAACUGGUGUUUCAUUUGAAUUCAUAUUUUUAAAGUCUAUCAACUUUCAUUCUUUCCCGAAACAGGAAGAAGAAAGGCGAUUAAAAGAGCUGAGUGAACGUCUUGCUCGAGAAAGGGAACGGGAAUUAGAGGAACAAAGACGUUUGGAGGAAGAGGCUGAGCGAAAAAGAUGCGAAGCAGAGCUUCGUGAACUUGAAGAGCGUCAAAGACGAGAGGCAGAGGAGCUUCAGCGGAUUAAACGAGAACAAGAAAUUAUUCUGAACAAAAAACGGAUUCGACCGAAACUUUCAUUUACACUGAAAAAAUGAUGGUUAUAAUUUCAUUUAUUUUCUUUUCUAUUUAUUUUUAUUUUUUCUUAUUUUAAUUACCUAAAUGAUUGUCUUUAUGACUUAAAAUAUAUACUCAAAUGAGUGUAGGUAAUCAAUUAUCCUUUCAUUUUAUUUGUUUUAUCUGCACUUAUUUUGGAAAGAUGUAAUUAGUUUAUCAGGCACACUUAUUUAUUUGUGUAUAUUUAAUGUGUCCCCUUACCCACUUAUUUUAUUUCUUUGUGCCUGUGUGAACUACUUUUAUUCCACUUAAUUUGUUCUAUGUUUAUAAGUGGUGCAUUGUUUGUAUAUAGAUUUAUUUUAGUGGAUGAAUAAAUUAGUGAAAAAUAAUCAUCAGUAAUGUGGCAUAAAUUUUCGUGCGGUUUAUGCGGUCACUGUAUGUAUGGCUUUGUUUAGACAUGUGUGUAUAUGCUGUGUAGGAGAGGUGGUUGGUUCAUUAGCUUCAGCACUCUACCUCCAACUAAUAUGUCCGGAGGUGGUUGAAUCUCACUUCACCUACUUCAGCCUGAGCAACUGUGUAGUGUAUCAUUAACCCCCAAGUAUUAUGUGUGGCUGAUAGCCCAUUCAUUACAGCGUGACUGGCCUCACACAAUAAAUGAAAUGAAGCGACAAACUAUUAUUGAAACUCACUGCGUGCUCGUAAAAAUGAUUCCAAGAAAUAGUGAUACAUCAAGCAACUUAUGCCCUUCCAACCUUAACUUUAUUUUUAUACUUAGUUUCCUGUAUUUUACCUUUGCUCACCUUGACUUCUUAACCUUCGACAGCCUUUCGCCUUUGUUUGGAUUCCAAGCCUAUCUGUGUCGUUUCGAGAUGUUAGUGAGUAACCCUCAAAAUGGCUGUCCCCAAUGUGACAUCUAACACAGAUAUCCUGAAACCGCGUGCCGCGUUCAAGCUGGCCACCUACAAUGUUCGGACGCUGAUGCAAAUCGGACAACAGGCAGGGUUGGUAAGAACGUUGGAAAGCCUCGCUAUCGAUGUCUGCUGCAUUUCGGAGACUCGCAUUCAAGAUCCCAGUGAAGUGCUUCGAUUAUCCUCUCCAUCUGGAAGUUCUAGUAGUAUGUACCACCUGCGCUUGUCCGGGGACCCUGUGGCGUCGGCAUCCGGCGUAGCUGGUGUCGGCGUCGCACUGAGCGCUAGAGCCGAAGCUGCACUGCUCGACUGGAUUCCCAUUAACAGUCGUUUAUGUGCUGUGAGGCUGGAAGGUUAUACGAAAGUAAGGAGUAGUAGGCCAGAUAGGCGGUGUCUAUUUGUUGUCUCUGCCUAUGCACCAACGGAUUGCAGCCCGGAUGCAAUGAAGGACGAGUUCUACCACCAACUUAACGAUCUCUUGAGACAGGCGGGUCGGAGGGAUAUCGUAGUGCUGGCUGGGGACUUGAAUGCACAGGUCGGGCGUCUGAGCUCAGAGGAGAAUCGUCUAGGUGGUCAAUGGGGACUACAUGGUCGCAGGUCAGAUAAUGGGGACCGUCUUCUGCAGCUUUGCGCGGAUCACAACCUAUUUCUGGCCAGCACCAACUUCCGGCACAACCAUCGCCGUAGCGCUACCUGGCGUCCUCCCUCUGCGAACCAAGCUUGGACUCAGAUCGAUCACAUUGCUGUCAGUUUCCGGUUGCGAGGAUGCAUACAAGACUGUCGCUCCUUCUGGAGCACAUGCCUGGACUCCGAUCAUGCGUUAGUGUGUGCCAAGUUCGUCUUGCGAUUUGGUGGGGUUCAUAAAAGGCGUCGUCUAAACGUUGAUGUGAGCAAACUAGUAGCACCUGCUACUUGUUUGAAAUAUCAGAAUGAGUUACAAUCAAUGCUUGCCAGCAACCCCCCAAGUAGUAUAGAUGAACAUUGGCUCCAUCUGCAAGGUGCCAUGCAAAGAGCUAGUGUAGCCGCUUGCGGCUUGAAAGAAUGCUCCGCCAAAAACCACUGGGUUUCUGCGAGUUCCUUGCAACUCCUGGAUGAACGCCGGUCCAUUCCGGCUGGCAGCGAAUACAGCAAUAAGCGAAAGGCGCUGACGCGCAAGAUAAGAAAGUGUUUACGUAAGGACCGCGAGGCCUGGUGGUCAGAACGUGCGGGUGAGAUGGAGGUAGCUGCUGCAUCUGGCAACAGUCGGAAGCUGUUCCAACUCAUCCGAGCCACCGGCAGCAAGAAACAAGGUGUCAGCGAGACGGUCUGUGAGGCAGAUGGCACGCCAAUUACCAGUUUGAAAAGACGCCUGGAACGCUGGGCAGAGCACUUCGGGAAACAGUUUAGCUGGCCACCAGCUUCAAUGUCUGCUGUCAUUAGCCCCAGUGCUCCUUGGUCGGUUAAUACCGACCCACCCACCGAAGCGGAGGUCCGUAAGGAACUCCAAGUGUUAAAACGCCAUAAGGCGCCCGGCCCAGACAAUUUACCCCCGGCUCUUUUUAAAGAUGGUGGCGAGACUCUCA
This is a messenger RNA of Trichobilharzia szidati, 4066 nucleotides long. The record is from the annotation of a GenBank genome assembly. Lineage: Eukaryota; Metazoa; Platyhelminthes; Trematoda; Strigeidida; Schistosomatidae.